AACGUGUAUGAGGUGUCCUUGGAUAGCUCUUGAAGUGUAGUUUCAUAAUUGAGUGGUCCUUGUUCGAAGAGAGAGAGCUUAUCAUCCAAAAAUCGAUCUGGAACGAGCAGUGGUCUGUGAACUCGAGCUGUGAGAGUGCUGAGACUGUUUGCUUCAUAUCUCGAGUUAUACACAUCCAAAUAAGGCGUAUAAUAUACCAAAAGAAAUCUCUCAAGACGAGGAAUCCUCGAAGGUCUGGUUUGCAUCAUUCGGAGUAGUGGAAGGCCUCCAAAUCGACCGAGCAAAACACGACCUCGCAGAAUACGUUUUUGUAUUCAAAGAAACGAGUUAACCGGGAAACACCCGUUCUAGGGGCUGUUUUCGUAUCAACGAUUAAGGGUUGAACUAGCACUUUGAGGAGGCUGUUUAACACUCAUAUUUGAGCAAGGAAUCAGUUCCAAAUCCACCUUGACCAAAGCUUUGACCGUUGGACCAAGAAGGGAAAGUUUAAAGCUCAAUUGAGGUUGAGGCUAGAGCUUGCUUCCUGUGCUCGUUGCUCGAGAGAUCAUAUAGGAGGGAAGACUUGGUUCGUGCUUCCUCCAUUCUGUUUUUAAACCUUCCUAAACGUGCUCAUGGAUAUUUUACUAUGGAGCCUGCGUGCUCAUGAAAUGCCUUGUGUGGCCUUUUGUUUUAAACAAUGUUUCCGCUGCGUUAUGAAUUACUUAUUAUGUUUGUUUAUGGAUGUGUAUGUGUGAAUGAUACUCGAGACGCCUUGUAUAAUAUGAAUGUGUUGGACUGCGGUUGACUAUUCGUAUUGUACGGCGGGUUGUUGACGUGUCCGGAUAGGUCCGGGGCGUGACAAUUAAGUUGGUAUCAGAGACCUUAGUCCAUAAACUUCAUAAUGAAGUCUCAAAAUUCUCUUUUUGAAAAGAUUUUGAAAACCAUGAGCAUAGAAGUUUUGUACUUGGAGAGCUUUUGGUACUUGGGUUGCAAGGUCUCUAACUGUUAAGAUGGUACCCUUAGCAAUUGGUAUGGCGGUGACUCGAGCCAAAAUGUGUCUUAAGUACCUAUCCGUCAAUUGACAUUUGAUACGAGUCUAACGACUCUUUCCAAAUUUCUUUCAGAAAUGGACCGUGGUGGCAGGAUUACUAGGAGAAACCCGACCGGCCGUGUACCAGUGGAGACUGGACAGGGCAGUCGAAGGACCUCUAGGGCAUCUAGAGGAGCUGGCCGUGGAGGCCGGUCACAGACCGUGAGUGACGGUCAUGUUGACACAGAAAGUGAAACCUACUGGUCCUAUGAGGACUCGACUUACCAACCGGAAACCGAGCCGAUUGAGACCCCUUACGAAGGGGAUGACGAUGAUGUAAGUGAUGAAGAGGGGGAGAAUGACUCCCUAGCAAGAAUUGAGGCGCUACUCCAACAGUAUCACCGUGAGCGUGAAGAGAGGAGGGAACGCCGAAGGCGCCGGGCUGGGCAACCUUCGGGCAUGGCUUCGAGAGGAGGAAGUCAUGGUGCAUCUAGAGUCCAUGUGGAACCACAUGGAGGCCGAAAUGAUGGAGGUCCAACCAUAAGGAUCUCCAAAUUUAUCAAAGAAGCAAGAGAUUUGGGGUGCAAACCCUUUGAUGGAGCAGGGGACAUUUCAGUUGCAGCACAAUGGAUCAAGAGGCUAAAUGAAGCAGCCCUUGACAUGCAAAUCGCGCCGAAUCUCAAACUGAGAAUUGCGGUAAGAUUGCUCGAGGGGAUGGCAUCCAAGUGGUGGGAUGGAACCAAGAGCAAGUACGGUGAAACCGUCGUUUGGGAGGACUUCCAACGGGAGUUCUUUGCCCAAUAUUAUUCCGAUUUUGAAGUAAACAAGAAGGUGAGGGAAUACACCCUCCUAACCCAGGGGGGGUAACAUGACAGUGAAGGAACUUGAGUACAAGUUCCGGGACCUCGCCGACUACAUACCGGAGUAUGCUUGCGACGAGAACCGAAUGGUAAACCACUUUUGGGAUGCUCUUGACUUGGAGAUACGUGAUAGGGCAACACAAUUGCCUAAUAUGACCUUCGCCCAAGUGGUUGAUCAAGCGUUGAAGGGGGAGAAGCAGUGGGAGGAGAGGAAGAAGAGAGACGCCGAGGAGGUGAAAAAGAGAAAAUGGGAGAGCCAUGGCUCCCAAGGUUCCAACAAAAAGGGGAACCAUGGAGGAGGAUCUUUCCGGGCACCGCCGCCACCGUCUAGGGGGAAUCAAGGCCCGAGUGGGCAAGGCUCGAGGUCACAAACCUCGGUGGUAACUCGUUGCAACAAUUGCAAGAGGAACCACUCCGGUAAAUGUCGCGACCCCCCUAGAUGUUUUCAAUGUGGGGAUGCCGGGCAUUUGAAGGCGCAUUGCCCACAAUUGGGUGGGACAAGGACAUCGGGACCGAGCAGUGGCCCGACGGGUACACGGAAUCAAACCGGAGCUUCUCAAGCGAGCCGGGGACAUGGGGGAGCGAGUACGAGCAACGCGCCAUCCGUGAAUCAAGGAAGAACUCAAGCUAGAGUUUAUGCGAUGACGGAGGCGGAUGCUCGAGCUAACCCGGACUCGGUUGCAGGUAUUGCCUCUUGCACAAUUGUAUUUUGUCCAUAUUUAAUCCAUAAAUUGAUGACAUAAGUCAUAGGGAUUGAGUGUGAGCCAUUACGGGGUCAAACGGCGAAAUUCGGGCCAAAACUGACCAAAAACAGGGACGCACGAUCGUGCGUCCAACCCCACGCACGAUCGUGUGUAGGGGACAGUGGUUCCAGGUGAAUUUCGCGCAGGACGCACGACCGUGCGUGCCGGUACGCACGCCGUGCGUGGACGCACGAUCGUGCGUGGCCGGGUACGCACGAUCGUGCGUAACCGGCAGUGGUCGGAUUCGACGUUUCUUCACGCACGCACGACCGUGCGUGUCCCACGCACGACCGUGCGUGGACCCCAGCCGCCCGAAACACGAGUUUUUCAUCCCGUUCUUCUAUGAUUGGACCCCCGUUUGAUUCCGAACAUUUAUAUGAACCUAUUAACCUCCUAAAAAGUGUCCUAAACCAUUAGAAAAGGUAUCUUACGUGGUGUAUAAAUGUAGGAACAUUAAAGAUUAAUGGGAAGGAUGCACGAAUCCUUAUCGAUACCGGGGCGCAACGUUCGUUCGUGAGUGAGGCGUUCGCCGAGGACUUAGGGGUACAAUCAACACCAAUGACACAAACCUUAGUGGUAUCAACCCCACUAGGGGAAGACGUUGAAAGAAACGAUUACUAUCCAUCUUGUAUGGUGGAAAUCGGUGGCCAAACCUUGACGUGUGAUUUCGUACCGCUGAGUAUGAUGGAGUUCGAUGCAAUCCUAGGGAUGGAUUGGCUAGAAAAGCAUCAUGCUAGGGUAGAUUGCUACACAAAGGUGUUGGAACUCGAAGGCACACAGGGGGACACCCUACGCUUCGAGGGGGACCGCGGCAAAUCAAAUAGUUGUAUCAUAUCCGCCGUGAGAGCGAGAAAUAUGAUGAGGAAGGGAUGC
Messenger RNA from Cuscuta epithymum, 3485 nucleotides. The record is from the annotation of a GenBank genome assembly. Lineage: Eukaryota; Viridiplantae; Streptophyta; Magnoliopsida; Solanales; Convolvulaceae.